GACGCUCUGUUCGUGGUGCUGAAAGAGAGCUCACGCACGCACACACACACACACACACACACACACACACACACAACCUCUGUCAUGGCGUCUUCUAACAACGUUAACCCCAUCAACUAUAGCUGGUGGCCCAUAUCUGCAAUGGAUGAAGACUCCAAAUUGGCAGAGGAAGAAGAGAGUCGAGAAGCAGUAGUCGAGUCCAGACCCUUUUCAAAAGACAGACUGGUUCUGUAUCACUGGACGCAGUCUUUCACCUCACAGAAGGUGCGGCUGGUCAUCAAUGAGAAGGGCCUGCUUUGUGAAGAGAGGGAUGUUAGCCUGCCAUUGAGCGAGCAGAACGACCCUUGGUUCAUGAGGCUCAACCUGGGAGAGGAGGUGCCUGUGUUCAUCCAUGGAGACACCAUUGUCAGCGACUACAACCACAUCAUCGAGUACUUAGAAAAGAACUUCGUAGGAGAGAUGGUGGCCCAGCUGAUUCCCGAUGCCACAACAGCCCUCUACGCCCGUGUGCAGCAGUACCGAGAGCUGCUGGAUGGACUGCCCAUGGACGCCUACACGCACUGCUGCAUCCUGCACCCGGAGCUCACCACCGACUCCAUGAUCCCAAAGUACGCCACCGCGGAAAUACGCCGACACCUGGUCCAUGCUGCAUCUGAGCUGAAGAAGCUGGAGCAGGCAGAGUCCCAGCUGACAGAGCUGGAGCCCUAUCUGUCCAAACAAAAGAAGCUCAUGGCUAAGAUCCUAGACCAUGAUGAUGUUAACUACUUGAAUAAUAUUCUUGGUGAAUUGCGUAUGGUAUUGGAUCAAGUGGAAGCGGAACUAGAGAAGCGGAAACUUGAAUAUCAAGGACAAAAGUGUGAACUCUGGCUUUGUGGUCCCGAUUUCACUUUGGCUGAUAUUUCCCUGGGAGCUACAUUGCACCGCCUAAAAUUCUUAGGACUUUCAAAGAAAUUUUGGGAGGAUGGGAGCAGACCCAACCUCCGGUCAUUUUUUGAACGUGUGCAGAAACGCUAUGCUUUCCGUAAGGUCCUGGGAGAUGUCCACACCACAAUCCUGUCUGCGGUUCUCCCAAACGCCUUCCAGAUGGUGAAGAAGAAGCCGCCAUCAUUCAUUGGAGCAUCGUUUCUAAUGGGAUCGCUAGGAGGGAUGGGAUACUUUGCCUAUUGGUUUUUAAAGAAAAAGUACAUGUAGGAAAACUCGUUUUGCAGUAUUUGGCUUCUGUUAGCAACUGUUAGCAGCAUGGUUUUUGAUGCCAUGUUGUUUUUUGACAUCGCCAAAACACUAGUGAAGUGCUGAUACAAAGUCACUAAAAUAAUAAUGUGUGUACACAAGGUAAUGAAUUUAUCAUUUUUUCAUGUUUUUAUGUGGAACAUAUGAAAGUAGCCCCUUUGUACACCUCAAAUAACAAUUUCCAAGUACAAUUUAAACAUACUUAAAUUAUUGCAACACGAUUCUGGAUAGAAAUCAAUGCAGGAUUAUAUUUAGAAUAUACUGUAAUGUAAUAUUGUUCUCCAGUAUAUAGGUGAAAAGUAUAUAGCUGUAGACACUGCAUGAAGCAAAAUAGGAUUUUAGCAAUGUAUCAAAAAAUUCUAAUUUACAGUUAGAUAUUUAAUUCAACUACUACUUAUUUGAAGUCAGUUUCAAACAAUUUUUGGAAUGUUGCAUAACCUGUAGUUAAAGACUCUUCCCCUUCAAAAAGCAGUGUGCUAUUUAUGAGAAUGUUUACUAGCUAGUUGGACAUUUGAAACAUACCAACAAGCACUCUCUCCCUCUGGUGUUUGCUAUUUUAUGCAUUUCUGUCCAAGAAAUCUUUUGAUAUGGAAACCGAUUUUUCACUGAAACCAUGCAGUUAAAAAAACUUCUCAUUUAUACAGUGCUAUUUUUCUAAUUACCAGAAAAUACUGCCAGAUAUAGUUUCAAUAUGGAGGAUGUUAAAUGUUCUCAGUUUUUACAUAUAUUUUAGCAAGUGUUUGAUGGUGUUGAGAGAUUAAUUGUGGAAGAUUACUGGAAAUAUGGAAAAUAAUUAGUCCACAUGAUGAAUAUAUCACGGUGAUACAACUAUUUUCAGUACUCAUUGUUAGAGCACAACUAAAUGACUUGGUUUCCAAACAUUUCAAUUUUGUCAAACAAUUCAUAGAGUAUGCACCCUAGAAAAGCAGUCCCUUUUUGCACGUUUUAGUUAUAUUUGGACAGCCAUUUUGUUUUGCUGCAAAGCAACAUCUUUAGUCAGUAACUGACAGCUAAUUGUAACUCCACCUGUAUGGCAUUCAUGAAACCUCUCUCUCCUAUCUCUGUUUCUUAACUGCUGAGUAUACCUAUAAACUAUGUAUGUGUUUAAAACUGAACCAUUAUCAUCUACGCAUUAUCAGUUUUGAGAGUUAUCCAGAAACCAAAGACAGCGACUUGUGUUGUUCAUGACAGACUGUUGUACAGAAGACUUAAAACGUAUCCAGUCAUAUAAUAUAAAUUGUUAUUGUUAGCGUAAGUAGUGUUGCUGAAAUGAUUAUGCAAAAUGGUGAUGAGUGUUUGAGGGUCAUUUUAACUUUUGUGAACUUUUCAGCAAGAAUACAAUGAGAAAACAAAGUAGCCCAUUGACAGAUUCUCCACUGCUCUGUAAGUAUGUGCAGAUAGAUUAUGGUCUGGGUUUGAAUUACUGCACGGACGUGCUGGAAUUAUUUGUCACAGCUCACAAAAAUCUUCAAGAAGAACAGCUAAAAACACAAGAAACCCAUGAAGAAGUGCUCGAAGAAGAAUCACCAUGUAAUGAGGAGCAAAGUGACCAGAUGGACACAGAAUUGGCAUACCUCAACCAAGUGUCUUUUGGCCAUGGGGGAUUCUCCCAUCAGUAAGAAAAUAAUUAUCCUCCCGAAAGUGUGGAGAAAUGAAGCUAAAAUGUAUAUAAACUUCUUUCAUUGUUUUACAGUGACUAGUUCCUAUAACCAUUCAAUCACCCAUUGUCAGUAGUCCCCAAUUGUACAGUAAUUGUACUGUAAAACGAAAAGUACAAGAGAUCCCAAACUGUAAAUUGGCAAGUAUAUAGAUUGGAAUUUAUAGCACUACAUAUGAACAUUUUUAAAGAAGUUUUGAGAUAGAUUAUUAACUUUAAUUGUUAAUAUCAAACUGAAUACAUUCCCCAGAAGAGACAAUUGAUUGUGCCACACUAUUAUAUUACCAUGAUCUGUUCUGCAGACAAGGACAGGGUGGGUGUGUAUACUGCGCUCAGGAACAUUCAUAUCCGUAAGACAUGCCAUAGGUAAACCAUGAGAACAACAUCGGAUGUUUACCUGCUUAGGUUUCCCUUAGUAAUAUUAAACUACCAGACAACACAAAAGUAAAAUAGGCUGAGCUGUACCAUCGUAUAUACAGUAGACCAAAGAAUUAAUUUUCAAAACUAUACAUUUCACAAGUCUACACAAAAUGUAGAUAUGAAAUCGACAAUUAUUUUGUGCUUUAUAAUUUUUAUGGAUGUAUGGUGAUAAAAUGUUUGCUUAUUAGUAUUGGGCGAAAUAAUACCAUAUUAAUAAAAUGAAUUAAAGAA
Conger conger (European conger) is the source of this 3538-nucleotide messenger RNA. Its product is annotated as ganglioside-induced differentiation-associated protein 1-like 1. The record is from RefSeq and is a predicted model, not a curated record. Lineage: Eukaryota; Metazoa; Chordata; Actinopteri; Anguilliformes; Congridae. The coding region runs from base 85 to 1191 and encodes 368 amino acids. The transcript has 6 exons.